Molecule: messenger RNA, 2963 nt
Organism: Polyodon spathula (Mississippi paddlefish)
Lineage: Eukaryota; Metazoa; Chordata; Actinopteri; Acipenseriformes; Polyodontidae
Product: ankyrin and armadillo repeat-containing protein-like
Exons: 4
Coding region: 2385-2762 (125 amino acids)
Molecular function (GO): protein binding
Source: RefSeq, a predicted model, not a curated record
UUAGGAUUGUAUGGAUAUAUUGUAGUGGAGGCACCUGUCUGUACAUUACAUGCAUUACAUGUAGAGAACCGAUUAUGCAGUUGUGGUGAAUUUUGGUUCGGACAUUGAUUUUGCACGAGCAUCGAUACAACAAAGUUGUUUAACUUGAGCAGAUUUUUUUUUAUUUCACAUAAUGAAGUGAAAAAGUAAAUGUUCCCAAUCAAAGUGCAAGAAAACAUGUUGCAGCUAUCCAGAUGAUACUGUGCUGUUGUAUACAGCGACAGCAGCAAGUGUGUAAUGUCCAUUUCUUUCUGCUUUGUUAUACACCACUAUUGCUGGCUACCAUGUCUGCGUCUCUUGAUGCUCUCAAGUAUAUAUUGUCAAUUGGUGCUGACUGGAAGAAAAGCGACAGUAAGGGAAACAGUAUGGUUCAGUUGGGGGUGCUGUAUUUUCACACUGAGAUGCUGAAGCACCUGAUUGAGCUUAAUCUGGAAGAGCUGCCAGUUUGGAAACUUCUUGUAGGUAUGUGUUCAUUUUAGACCAGGGGUAUGCAGAUAAGAGGAAAAUCCAAGUAAUUCCCUUUAAUUUGUUUUUAAUUGACAGCUGUUGCAUUAAAUCGAAGCAAGACUUUUUAAAAACGUGUUAAUGUCACAACAAGAAACACUGCCUUUCUUGCAUCUGAACAAUAAAGUACCAGUGUGACUGUUUGGUCAACUGACACAAAAUGUCAGGAAACUAGCAAAUGCCAUUGAUUCAUCACUUACAGAUGCUCUCUUUCCUUAGCUCUACCUUAAGAGCUUAUCACUUUGAAUGAUCUGUCUGCCACUGUGUUUACUAGGAGAUGCAUUUGUUUGUGGAGUUUAAUCAGGUUAAAUCUUGCCCUGAACCACAAUUUCAUAAUUCACAGCGGACAGGAAGACCUAAGGAAGUGAAAUCAAAGUGAAAACAAAUGAGACAACACUUUUUUUGUGUGUUGUGUAAUUAAAAUGCUGUGAAUUGGUUUGUUCUAUUUAAUUAAUACCUAGCUAUUUAAAACAUGUAAAAAAUAAUAAAUCGGGGAAAGUGAGGAUGCUGAUGUUUCCUGGUUUUUCCAAUUAUUGGCUGUUAUUAGAUUUUAGCAUCCUCUAGUGGUAGAAAUGAUAAGGUUAAAGAUGCAGAUGCACUUUCCUUCUUACAGAACUGUGUUAACUCUCCAAUUUUUUUAUGAUUUGUAUAGCCCAACUGGAAAUGUUAAAUUAUACUCGUUAUUAUUCCUUCCUGGAGAUGACAGGUGUAAAUACUUAUACUUAAAAAUGUUCAUACAUAAGAGAACCGCGUAUCCCAAUGUGGUCAAAUUUACUAUUACAUAUUGAGAGUUUUCAGAAUAUGGUGAUAUCAGGAGGGGCUUAUCAUCUGUUCUUUACAUACAUACAUAUGUCACAAUGACAUUUUUACAUACAGACCAAUUCAAUUGAGGUCAAACUUAUAGUAUAUACUUAUACUUUUAUAUUGAGACUGUUUGUCUGUCUGUAUGUCUCACUGACAUUUUUAAAUCUACAUUACAUCAUGACAUGUUUACUUUCAUAAAUACAAAUGCUUUCAAUAUAUUCUCAUCCACACAUUUUUCGUUUACUGACCUUUACCUGUUUUGAAUUUACAACCUAGGCAGGGAAUCUAUGUUACUAACUUACUAGUUACAUGUAUAACCCUAAUGGUGAUUUUGUUCUGAUUAUUAUUAGAGAUGCUUUGGUGUGAAGAUGAAACUAAGAAAGACAUGUCAGUGAGGUGCUUAGAAGUCCUUUGUGUGGCUGCAGAAACCCACUGGAAAGACGUUAUUCCUGGCGGUGAUGGAUUGUGGCUCAUAUUAAUUAACUUGCCUUUUACUUUUGGAGACUAAUAGCAAUUCAUAGUAGUACAGAAUCACUUUUUUACAAUAGAAUUAUAAAUCCUCCCAAGUCUUUCAUUAACAGUACUUAUUACAAUUGGUUUGGUUUUCUCAGUUGUCCUGGUCUAUACGAAAGUGUGAUUUUAUUUAAAUUCUUUGAUCUAAGGAUUGUUUGGAAAAAGUAUGAACAGUAGCCAUGUGGCGUAUUAGUGAUGUCAAAUAAUGUGAAUGUUAAAUAUCCAUUUCAAAUAUUUAAUAUAAACUGCAUGCAUGCAUACGCUAUAAACUCAAAACUAAUCACUCACCCAUAGCUCUUCAGUUCCCCACAUGCUAUUCUGUCAGUGUAUAACAUUCUCGUCUCAUCUAUCAGAUUCUUUCCAUUCUGUGUUGCAGGUGGAAAUCCCAUCCCUGGUUGAUUUAUUACAUUAGCCAGCAGGAGAACCUGCGGUGUGUUGCUGCUGCUGUGCUUUGUAAUAUUUCAAAUCAGGUGCCCGUUUCCCUUGCUGUGGUGGAAUGCAGAGCUAUUCCUGUGCUUCUCCAGAUGCUUCAGACACAGUGUCCUGAACUUCAGUCCUACAGCUCUGCCAUCCUGGCUAAUCUUGCACACAUCAAUGACAACCAGACCCUUGUUGCUAAAUUAGGUCUAAUACCCCCUCUGGUGAAGCUGUUGCAUUCAGACAUUGACAAUGUGCUACUUAAUGUAGUUAACUGUCUCUGUGUGAUGUGUAUCAACAAUCCAGCCAAUCAAAGCACAGUUACACAAGAGGGCGGGAUUACACCAUUGAUGCUCAGAUCAUUUCUGGCAGAGAUGGCACAGGGCUACCGGCAGAACCAGGAUGCCAUCACCCCACUAGGUUGCCAAGCAGUGAUUGCCCUGAGUCAGGACAGAUCUGUCAGAAUAGUGGAGUUGGUCCAUUGAUCAGGCUGCUGUGGAACUCCAGGACGACAGAGCACACCCUUUUUAUCCAUUCCCCUUAAAAUUAAUUGGAUAAACACUUUAAUAGACAAACUAAACCUAGUAUAAAGUUUGUAUACAACUUUUUCAAUCAUAACAAUGUUGAUCUAGUAUAUGGACACAUUGUCACAGCUCUUCUAACAAAAAUAAAUAAAUAGAGCAAAC